CCUAAUAGUAUGUUAUAUUAGACAAAAGUACCAUCGCAGUUACUUCAGUAUUCAACUGGAUACCGUAUAUUCCACUACUCGAUUUGUAAUUUUGAUACUCAACAAAAGUCAAGAUGAACGCAAAAUUAGCUACUUUGUUUGUGUCACUGGCCGUGUCCGGAUACUUGACAUUUGUUGAGAGCUACGGAUCUGGCGCGCCAACGGAAGUAUGCGAGGACAUGUUGCCGCAGCACGGAGCACCUGUACAAACUACACCCUCACCUUACACACUAACCCCGAACCGAAAGACUGUAAAAGGUGGUGAACAAAUAACACUGACUCUAGCCGCCAAAGACUUGUCCAAAUUCAAAGGCUUCAUGGUUCAAGCCAGAGACAGCACCGGAGCUCCUGUGGGCUCGUUCGCGCCCCUGCCCGUAUCCAAGGGCAAUAACGAAUUCAAAGGCAAAUGGAAGCUGAUCACUUGCCCCAAAGGACCGGCUAACAACACUGCAACUCAUGUCAAUCCAAUGGAAAAAUCAAGAGUAGUUCUCACAUGGAUCGCACCAAAAAAUCUGAACAAAAAUUUCAAUUUUAAAUACACAGUUGCUAAAAAUGGUGGAGAAUACUGGGUUGGAAUAGAUACCGAAACAAUUUCUGUCAAUUAAUUCAAAUACAAGUACCGCUAAGAAAAUUAAUUAAAUCAGUAUAACAUUAUAAGCCACCUAAUUUAUGUACUUAAAAUUAUUCAAUGUAAUUAUUUAUUACUGUUACUGGUAUCAGUUAUAAGUGUAUUUUAUUUUAUGUUUAAUAAUAAUUACAUAAUAUAGUACAUACUAGUUAGUGUACUUUCUACACAUAGCAUAUAAUUUUAUAUUAUUAUUUUUAAGGAUUAUUAAUAAAUAAAUUAUAGAUUGUUAAAUUCAA
Messenger RNA from Sipha flava (yellow sugarcane aphid), 903 nucleotides. Its product is annotated as putative defense protein Hdd11. The transcript is spliced from 4 exons. The record is from RefSeq and is a predicted model, not a curated record. NCBI's taxonomy places the organism in Eukaryota, Metazoa, Arthropoda, Insecta, Hemiptera, Aphididae. Gene Ontology annotation, molecular function: oxidoreductase activity, acting on metal ions. Bases 114 to 644 code for a protein of 176 amino acids.